GAAGAUGCAGCAUUUAUAAUGGCUAACAGUGAGGAAAGUCAAAAAUCAUCUAAGAUAAAGAACAAUAUAUUUGAAAAUGAAGAGAUGUCAAGGCAUUUGCGCAAGUUACUUCAUAGCAAGGAUCCUUAUGAUCUGCAAACUGCAAACCGAUUAAUCAAGGUUAUGGUGAAAGAGGAUGAGGAAAGACUGCAAUUAAACUCGCGAAGGAAUAUGGAAUUAGAAUCAGUGCACAACAAUGUGAAACUCUUAUCAGAAAUGCUGGAUUCAUACAAUCAGAACGAAACCAGCACAGAGGAUCUUGAAUUGAUGAAGGAGUUACAUCAAGCGUGCGAGCGGUUGAAACCUAUUUUGUUGCGGCUCGCUAGCGAGACUCAGGGUGAUGUUGAAAUGCUUGGUAUGUUACAUGUUUUAUUAUACAUCAAUUAUCACCGAUUUUCAGUU
Formica exsecta is the source of this 441-nucleotide messenger RNA. RefSeq names its product ADP-ribosylation factor-binding protein GGA1-like. Gene Ontology annotation, molecular function: phosphatidylinositol binding; small GTPase binding; ubiquitin binding. Gene Ontology annotation, cellular component: trans-Golgi network. The annotation marks the transcript as partial. The transcript has 2 exons. Gene Ontology annotation, biological process: intracellular protein transport. NCBI's taxonomy places the organism in Eukaryota, Metazoa, Arthropoda, Insecta, Hymenoptera, Formicidae. The record is from RefSeq and is a predicted model, not a curated record.